AUGGCUGGUUGUGUGCACAGGACAAGGGUGCGUGAGGCACAGACUUUUCUAAAGUGCCUCUUUGUAUUACUUUCACUAGGCUCUUGCUUUUCAUCUGCGGAUGCACAAGAUUUUGACCCAGCGUUCCUCUACAGGCAACGAUCUGGACCUAAUGCCGAAUCAAUCUUGGUAGCCAACAAUGGGAUCAGAGUCCCUUUUGGACGCUCUGUGUAUCUGGACCCUGUCAACGACCUGGUGACUGAAAUAUUGCCGGGGGACCGCUGCCACAUCACAGUCCUGGACAACGACCCGUUGGCCCAGAAACCCGGAAUGCUGACCCCUAAAAAAUUUCCCUGCGCGUUCGGGCCCGAGGAAGUGAAAUACACUCAUUUCGGGUCCCGGAGCCCCAGCAAGGAUCGUGUGAAGCUUCAGCUGAGGUAUGACUCUCAGACAGACACUGUCAUCAUCCCCUUCAUGCUGGAGGUGGAAGUGGUCUUUCAGCAGCUGGAGAUUCUUACACGCAACAUGCCUCUGGUCGUGGAGAAACUCAAUGGUCAGAGCAAUCCCAUUGACAAGAAAGGACUUGAGUUUGCUUUUGAGGACGGCGUCACGACAUGCAAGGUGACCACUCUGGUUGGCGCCGGCGGUCUUCCCAGGUAUGGCAAACUUGUUGAUAACUCUGUUAAUGGCCAGAUGAUUGAUUGUGAUGAAUUUCUUAAGAGAGGCAUUCGAUACCAGCACACUGCCACCACCAACUCACCUAACAGAGACUACAUACCCAUGUUAGUGGAGGUACAAGACAAAGAGGGCAACACUAUUCAACAAGAGCAUUUCCAGAUUAUGGUUAGAAUCAAAGAGGGUGCUGAAAAUACGCCACCAAAGCCCAGCUUUGUGGCUAUGAUGAUGAUGGAGAUUGACCAGUUUGUGAUGACAGCUAUAACCAGUGAUAUGCUGGCAGCUGAAGAUGUUGAAUCAGAUGCUGACGAUUUGAUUUUUAACAUAACUUCACCCUUAGGCUACCAGCAGGGUUAUAUUAUCAGCACAGAUGAUCAAAAUCUGCCCAUCACCUCUUUCUAUCAGAGAGAUAUUAAGGAUCUGAAGAUAGCUUAUAAACCUCCUUCUGAAGAUUCUGACGUAGAGAGAAUUUUCCAGAUUGAAUUUGAAAUAGUUGAUACUGAAGGGGCUGUAUCGGACACCUUUGCUUUCAUGAUUGUUGUAAAGCCCAUGAAUACUUUAGCUCCCGUGGCAACUAAGAACACUGGACAACUUUUGUUUGAAGGACAAUCUCGACCCCUGUCUAGUUCUCAUAAUUUAGAAAUCAGUGAUGAGGAUAACCUUGACGAUGUCAAGAUCACUGUCGUUGACGGCCUGAAACAUGGUGAGCUCACGGUUUUAGGGUCACGCAAAAAAUAUUUCACACCUGCCGACCUGGAUGCCGGGAUUGUUGUGUACCAACAUGACGGAAGUGAUACCUACAGUGACAACAUCAUUUUCAGAAUGACAGAUGGCAGUAACGAGGUGGAAUUUUUAUUUCCCAUUACAAUUGCUCCCACCGAUGAUGAGCCACCAAUUAUCAAUGCUAACACAGGUAUUGUGCUUUUCAAAAAUGAAAUGAUGCAGAUCUCCCCGUUUAUUCUGAGUGCCACAGAUAUCGAUUCAGAGGAUUCAACCAUUAAAUUCAUAUUAGAAGAGCCAUAUUCAACUGUUGGAGAGCUGCUUCUUAGGCAGGUGGAGCCCCCUGCUGAUCCUUCCACCUGGAAGUUCAGUGAAACUGAUGAGAUGUUUGAACAGGUUGUAACAGAGUGGUUCCAGCAAGACAUUCUUGAUGGAAAGCUGUUCUACCGCCAUACUGGACCCCACAGCACCACCACAGUAAUGGACCAGUUUGUGUUCACAGUCCAAGAUGACAAUGACCCCCCGAACCAGUCUGGAAAACAUACAUUCGCCAUUAAGAUUCAUCCAGUGGACGAUCUGCCACCAGAGCUUUACCCCGGAACCACUCUGCACAUGACAGUCAAAGAAUAUGAGCUGACGUUUUUCAAGAAGAAGUUCCUUCGAUACACGGACCUGGACUGUGAUGACAGAGAUCUUAAAUACACCAUCAUAACAUCUCCCACUGACACAGAUGAGAAUCAUCCAGUUCCUCUCGGAGACAUUGUACUAACUGACAGCCCUGACAUCAUCAUAAGUGAGUUUACCCAAGCUCAGGUCAACCACCACAAGGUGGCAUAUAAACCGCCAGACCAGGAACUGGGUAUCACACCAAAAGUGGUCCAGUUUUCUUUCACUGUGGAAGACACAGCUGGGAAUUCAGUAGAUGGUGAGUUCACUAUUUUCUUACAGCCUGUUGACAACAAGCCCCCUCUAAUCACCAACACUGGUUUCACUGUGCUGGAAAGAAGCAUGUACAUCAUCACCAAAAAGGAACUGGAUGCUUCUGACCAGGACACAGAAGCUGAGAACAUUAUAUUCACUGUGACCCAGAUUCCCAGAUAUGGGCAGCUGCAGUAUUUAGGAAUCGACAUGUCUAGAGGGGAGACCUUCAUCCUAGAGGACAUUGAGAGCGGUCGGCUGGCUUAUAUCCACAGCGGCGAGGAGUCUCUCAACGAUGUCAUUAAGUUAGACGUGAGUGACGGCUUCCAUGAGGUGCCUGUUAUCAUCAAGAUCAGCAUAAAGCCAGUAGAUGAUGAGGUCCCUACUAUAAUGCUCCCUGCAGGCCUGCUAGGAGCCUCCAUUGAUGUGCUAGAGAAUGGAGCCACAGAAAUCACGAGCAACGUGAUCCAGGGUCGGGAUGAGGACACAGAUGAUCUAAUGCUUACUUUCAUUGUGGAGGAGCCACCCAAACUGGGGGAAAUCCUAGUGAAUGGCGCCCUAGCCGAGCGCUUUACCCAACAAGACAUCAUCAAUGGUGUGGUUGUCUAUGCUCACACCAGUGGUGAAAUCGGUCCAGUCAAGGUGCAUGACUCCUUUAACCUCACCAUCUCUGAUAUGUCAGAUGAAUGGGUAGUAGGCGGCAACAAAGUUCAAGGGGUCAGAGUGCAUGUCACUAUCCUUCCUGUGGACAGUAUUCCGCCUAUCGUUAGUGUUGGGGAACAGUUUAUUGUAGUUGAGGGGGAAAAGAAUGUAAUUAAGCUGGAUCAUAUAACAGCUGAAGACAUGGACACAGAUAACGAUGACAUUCUUUGCACUAUUAUCGUUCAGUCAACAUCUGGCUAUGUUGAAAAUAUUUCUCCAGCCCCUGGGUCGGAGAAGUCAAGAGCAGGAACUGCCAUCACUGCCUUUAGCAUUAAGGACGUCAGUCUUGGUCACAUAUACUAUGUCCAAAGCAUCCAUAAAGGAGUGGAGCCAGUGGAGGACCGAUUUACCUUCCGUUGCUCUGAUGGCAUAAACUUCUCAGAACGCCACUUUUUUCCCAUCGUCAUCAGGCCGGCCAAUGAUGAAAAGCCUGAGAUCUUCAUCCGUGAGUUUGUCGUAAUGGAGGGCAUGAGCUUGGUCAUAGACACACCCAUCCUGAACGCUGCUGAUGCAGAUAUUCCAGGAGACGAGCUGGAAUUUGAGAUCAUCAAGAACCCCAAACACGGCAACAUAGUGCAGCAGCUGAGUACGGGAACAGUUCCCGUUAUCAAAUUUUCACUGGAGCAGAUCAAGGAAGCGUCCAACAUUGUCUAUGAACAUGAUGACUCUGAAACAAAAGAAGACAGUUUUGAAAUCAGGCUCAGUGAUGGGAAACACAGCGUUGAGGAAAAGGUGGUUAUCAUGGUCAUUCCUGUUGAUGAUGAGACGCCAAGAAUGGCUAUCAAUGAUGGCCUGGAAGUGGAAAUUGGAGAGACAAAAACAAUUAGUAAUAGGGUUCUCAAAGCCACGGAUCUUGACUCUGAGGACAAAGAGCUAACAUACAUUGUUCGCUUUGGCCCAAGUCAAGGUUAUCUCCAGAGAGUUACCAAACGUGGUGAUGUCAUCGGCAACAUAAGCAUUGGAAUGAACUUCACUCAAGACGAAAUUGACAAACAGUUGAUCCAGUACGUUCACACGGGCCAGGAGGGCGUCCGCGACCUCCUCAAGUUUGAUGUCACAGAUGGCAUCAACCCCCUCAUCGAUCGGUACUUCUAUAUUAACAUCGGCAGCAUUGACAUGGUCUUCCCUGAUGUUAUAAACAAAGGUGUGACCCUCAAGGAAGGGGGCAAAGUGACCUUGACAACUGACCUGCUCAGCACUACCGACAUCAACAGCCCAGACGAGUAUCUUACCUUUAGCAUCACACGUGCCCCCAGCAGAGGUCAUCUGGAGUGCACUGAUUUUCCCGGUGUGCCCAUCUCCACUUUUACUCAACUACAACUGGCUGGCAACAAGAUAUACUACAUCCAUACUUCAGAUGAUGAAAUGAAGAUGGACAGUUUUGAGUUUGAGGUGACAGAUGGCUACAAUCCAGUUUUCCGCACUUUCCGUGUGUCCAUCACAGAUGUGGACAACAAGAAGCCGGUCCUGACUGUUAACAAGCUGGUGGUGGGUGAAGGGGAGACAAAGCUCAUCACACCUUUCGAGUUGACUGUGGAAGACCGCGAUACACCGGACAACCUCUUGAGAUUCGUGGUCACCCAGGUCCCAGUGCAUGGCCAGUUGUUGUUCAAUGGCACCCAAGCAAUCACCACUUUCACCAAGCAAGACCUGAACGAGAAUCUCAUUUCUUACAAACACGACGGAACCGAAAGCAACGAAGACAGUUUCUCGUUUACAGUGACAGACGGGACCCACACAGACUUUUACGUCUUCCCUGACACGGUUUAUGAGACACGCAAGCCACAGAUGAUGAUCAUCCAGAUCAACAUGGUGGACAAUGGUGUCCCUCAGAUUGCAGUCAACAAAGCUGCACCCACCUUAAGGGUUCUGCACACAGGACAUUUGGGAUUUUUGAUCACCAGUAAGGUACUGAAAGCUGAAGACAGGGAUAGCCCAAACAAAGUGCUCAAGUUUUCAGUGUCUGAGCCUCCUCUACAUGGAUACAUCAUGAACACUGCUCUAGGAAAUGACAGCGUCAAGACUUUCUCUCAAGCUGAUAUUAAUGACAUGAAGAUCUGCUAUGUGCUGCUUGAUGGAAGCAAUGCCACCAGUGAUAUCUUCUAUUUCACUGUGGAGGACAACGGAGGAAACAAACUGAAACCGCAGCCAUUCCGGCUCAACUGGGCCUGGAUCUCUCUGGAACGAGAGUACUACCUGGUAGAUGAGGAUGCAAAGUUCCUGGAAGUGACACUCAAGCGAAGGGGAUUCCUAGGAGAGACCUCCUUUGUCAGUAUCGCCACUAAGGAUGGAACGGCAGAAAAGGACAAAGACUUCCGGGGAAAAGCCCAAAAACAGGUUCAGUUCAACCCGGGCCAAACCACAGCCACCUGGCGGGUCAAGAUCUUCACUGACCAGGAGUUUGAGACCUCCGAGACUUUUGAGAUCCAGCUGUCCGAGCCGGUGAUGGCUGUCCUCGAGUACCCAGACACUGCUACGGUGGAGAUCAUAGAUCCCGGUGAUGAGUCCAUGGUCUACAUCCCUGAGGCAGAAUACCAGAUUGAGGAGGACAUCGGUGAGCUCUUGGUCCCAGUACGUAGGUCUGGAGAUGCUAGUCAAGAACUCAUGGUCAUCUGUCACACACAGCAAGGCAGUGCUACAGGAACCAUCCCUAGCACCGUCCUGUCUUACUCAGACUAUAUCACACGUCCUGAGGACCACACUAGCGUCCUGCGCUUCGACAAGGACGAGCGGGAAAAGACCUGUCGGAUCAUCAUCAUCGAUGACUCGCUCUAUGAAGAGGACGAGAGCUUUAACGUAUCUCUCAGCAUGCCCAUGGGGGGCCAGCUGGGAUCCAGUUUCCCCAGUGCCAAAGUGGUUAUCCUGGCUGACAGUGAUGAUGAGCCAUCGCUGUACUUUGGAGAGCCCGAGUACACGGUCGAUGAGAGUGCUGGGUACGUGGAGGUGAGAGUGUGGCGAACGGGAACUGACCUUUCCAAAAUGGCCUCCGUCACCGUCCGUUCCCGAAAGAGUGACCCCACCUCAGCGGAGGCGGGUAUCGAUUACGUGGGUAUCAGUCGGAAUUUGGACUUUGCCCCGGGGGUCACCAUGCAGACAUUUCGCGUGACCAUUCUGGAUGACCUUGGCCAGCCACAGCUAGAGGGACCAGAGACAUUUGAACUGGUCCUAAGAAUGCCAAUGAAUGCCGUACUGGGAGAGCCCAGUAAAACCAUCAUCACCAUCAAUGACACGGUCACUGAUGUCCCGAAGGUGCAAUUCAAAGAGGCGGAGUAUCAGGUGGAUGAGAGCGACGGACAGGUGCGUGCGAUCGUGUACCGCAGUGGAGACAUCAGCCAGAGGUCCACAGUCCGCUGCUACACCCGACAAGGCUCCGCCCAGGUCAUGAUGGACUAUGAGGAACGGCCCAAUACUGACGCCUCCAUCAUCGCUUUCCUGCCCGGCGAGAGUGAGAAGCCCUGUGUGGUGACUCUGAUGGACGAUUCUCUCCAUGAGGAUGAUGAGGAAUUCCGGCUUAUACUGGGAACACCGAAGAGCAAGUCCCCAUACGGAGCUGCACUGGGAGAACAGAAAGAGGCACUGGUUACCAUCACUGACCAGAAAGACAAGCCCAUUAUCAGAUUCUCUGAGAUUAAAUACAGUGUGCGGGAGCCUCAGGUUCCGGGGGAGAUUGCCGUGGUGAAGAUCCCGGUGUUGCGUCAGGGUGACACCUCCAAGGUGUCCGUAGUUAGGGUCCACACCAAAGAUGGCUCCGCCACGUCUGGAGAGGACUACAACCCCCUGUCUCAGGAUGUGGAGUUUAAGGAAGGAGAGACAGAACACGUUGUGGAGGUGCAGGUUUUGUAUGACGGGCAGAGGGAGAUUCGUGAGGCCUUCUCUGUCCACAUGAAACCUGACGAAUACAUGGUGGCCGAAAUACAGAUGAAUAAGGCUGUGGUCUACAUUGAAGAAAUGGACAGUGUAGCUGACGUCACCUUCCCAGCAAUACCUCAGGUCGUGUCUCUGCUCCAUUACGACGACACGGUGCGAGCGAAAGAGAACCCCCACCCGCCCAACGGUUACCCCGUUGUGUGUGUAACGGCAUGCAACCCCAAAUAUUUUGACUUUGAUAAGACAGGCUCGAUCUGCACCGUGGAGAACAUCAAUGACACUCUGACUCAAUACCGAUGGCUCGUUAGCGCCCCCACGGGGUCAGACGGCGUCACAAGCCCCAUGCGUGAGGUGGACACCAACACGUUCUUCACCAACACCAAGUCCAUCACGCUGGACUCCAUCUACUUCCAGGCUGGUUCUCGGGUCCAGUGCGCUGCCCGGGCCUUCAACGCCAAUGGAGACGCUGGCCUCGAGCUCAGCUCGCCCAUCGUCUCCAUCAGUCAGGAGGAAGGUCUUUGUCAGCCUCGUAUCCCUGGUACAGUUGGAGCGGAACCAUUCUCAGCCAAAAUCCGAUACACCGGCCCAGACGAUCCCGAUUACCCCAACCUCAUUAAACUCACUGUCACUAUGCCACAUAUGGAUGGUAUGCUGCCGAUCAUUUCCACACGCCCUCUCUCCAACUUCGAACUGACACUGAGUCCGGACGGCACUCGGGUGGGGAACCACCGCUGCUCCAACCUGCUGGACUUCAACGAGAUCCAAACGGGCCACGGGUUCAUCACAGUCGCCACCAAAAACCCAGAGAUCAUCGGAGAGACGUCGCCGUACCAGUACAACAUGGCUAUGCGCAGUGCUAACUCUCUACGUUUCUAUAGAAACCUUAAUCUGGAGGCGUGUCUAUGGGAGUUUAGCAGUUACUACCACAUGAGCGAACUUCUCAGUGUCUGCGGGGGAACCAUCGGAACAGACGGACAGGUCCUGAACCUGGUUCAGUCCUAUGUGACCCUGAGGGUCCCUCUCUUCGUCUCCUACGUGUUUCAUUCUCCCGUCGCUGUGGGUGGCUGGCAGCACUUUGACCUGCAGUCUGAGCUGCGUCUCACUUUUGUGUAUGACACUGCCAUCUUGUGGCAGGAUGGAAUUGGCAGCCCUCCUGAGGCUGAGCUGCAAGGUGCCAUGUAUCCCACCAGCAUGAGGAUAAAUGAAGAAGGCCGUCUGGUGGUCAACUUCAAGACAGAGGCUCGUUUCAGGGGCCAGUUUGUCAUGUCCCACCCAGCAUCCACCCUGUCGUCCAUGGUGAUGUCGGCAGACCACCCGGGCCUGACGUUCACGCUGUCAUUGGUCAGAACUGAGCCCACUUACAACCAGCCACUCCAACAGUGGAGCUUCGUCUCCGACUUUGCUGUGAGGGAUUACUCGGGCACCUACACAGUGAAGUUGAUUCCUUGCAGCGCGGCACCAAAUGGAGAGUUCAGCAUUCCGCCCGUCUGUCAUCCACGCGAGCCUCUCACCUUCGACAUCGACAUCCGCUUCCAACAGGUGAGUGACCCAGUAGCGGCAGAGUUCAGCCUGAACACUCAGAUGUUCUUGCUGUCUAAGAGAGAGCUUUGGCUGUCUGACGGGUCCAUGGGUUUCGGUGAAGGCACAGACGCAGCUUUCUCUGAAGGUUCAACCAUAUAUGGGCGUGUGAUGGUGGACCCCGUGCAGAACCUUGGCGACUCGUUUUCCUGCGGCAUAGAGAAGGUUUUCCUGUGCACAGGAACCGAUGGUUACGUGCCCAAAUACAACCCAACAAACAAAGAAUACGGCUGCCUGGCAGAUGCCCCGUCUCUGCUCUACAGAUUCAAAAUCCUGGACAAAGCCCAGCCGGAGACUCAGGCCACCACUUUUGGAGACGUACAGUUUGAUGCCACGUUGGCAGUGGAUACGCCUGGAGCGCUACCCUUGGUCAGGCAGACUGGAUCAGACGGCUUCACCCUGUCUUCAUCUCCUCUGUUCCAGGUCGCUGCCGGUCGGGAAUGGUUCAUCCAUACCAUCUAUACGGUCCGUUCCCGGGAAAAUGCAAACCGCAGCAUUGGGAAGAGAAGCUUGGAGUACCACCACAGCUUGUCUUCGGUCCAGUCUCCAGAAUCCGGAGCUCUUAGCCGUCGCCGCCGCGCGGUACCUGACCCAGAAGCCUUCGACAUCGGCACCGAGAACAACCGCGGUACCAACAUUCAGCAUAUCGCUCUGGAUCGCUCGGACCGGCUCCGGGUCAGCCAGCGCCAACCGUGGAGUCGCGAGGGCUACGUAGAGCGCCCCCUGGUGGAGGGAAGCCUCGGCAAAGACCCCGGGGCCGAUUCAACUCUCCCAGCUGGCAUGCCCACGCUUCUGGGCGUGGCAGGGUUACUGCUCCUGGUGUGCCUGGUAGUGGUCCUUGUGGUUGUCUUACUUCGACGCAGAAGACGGGAGAAAGAAUUCCCGCCUUACUCCACCUCCUCCUGCUCUGCUUACAGGGGCAACAGCAGCCACAACAAAGCGUUGGCAAAUGGGGGAUACGGCACAGACAGCUCUGAGGUUUAA
Molecule: messenger RNA, 9423 nt
Organism: Chanos chanos (milkfish)
Lineage: Eukaryota; Metazoa; Chordata; Actinopteri; Gonorynchiformes; Chanidae
Gene: frem3
Product: Fras1 related extracellular matrix 3
Exons: 24
Coding region: 1-9423 (3140 amino acids)
Biological process (GO): anatomical structure morphogenesis; cell communication
Cellular component (GO): membrane
Source: RefSeq, a predicted model, not a curated record